Epinephelus fuscoguttatus (brown-marbled grouper) is the source of this 3238-nucleotide messenger RNA. RefSeq lists its product as uncharacterized. Gene Ontology annotation, biological process: adaptive immune response. Gene Ontology annotation, cellular component: membrane. The record is from RefSeq and is a predicted model, not a curated record. Gene Ontology annotation, molecular function: signaling receptor activity. Lineage: Eukaryota; Metazoa; Chordata; Actinopteri; Perciformes; Serranidae. Bases 175 to 897 code for a protein of 240 amino acids. The transcript has 4 exons.
ACCGCAGACGCUCAACAACACUUCUUGCUUUGAAGUCCGCUUCCUGCUCAGAGGUGAAGAACAAUAAAUACAGUGAGGCUGUCCGCAAAGUCUCACAAGUGACUGAAGGAAAUAGGAGGAGUAGAAUAUGAAUUUGCUUCAGUAUAUCUGAGUGCAUUUCUAACUGAAAGGGCCAUGGAGAUGAGCUUGGCAUGCAUUCUUAUUUUCAUUCAGCUCUUUGAAGCCUACGCAGAGUUGAUCUUCAGGCAGCUGAUGGAGAACCAGUCACUGGGGCUCUCCUGUUCCCCUCAGUUGGAACACGGCAGCCUGAUGGGCCUCCAUCUGUACCAUCGCAGCAGCCAGAGCCAGACAACCCUGCUGUCCAUGGCAGAGGGUGACAAACUCAGGGUCGACCCAGAGCACAGGAAGCGUCUGCAGUUCCGUGGAGGUCUGGACUCCCUGCAGGUCAAUGUGACCAUGUCCCAUUUACAGCGCAGUGACACAGGAGUCUACAUGUGGGAGCUGAGCUACAAAGAGAACAACUCGGAUAGGAUCGCCGCCUGCGCUCAAAAGGUCUUUUUGUUGGUUGAAGGAACAGGGAGGCCGUGCCAGUGCUCUCCCAGCUACCCUCCUGUGCUGUUCACCAUCUUCACAGCAGCAGGAUUUCUUCUGCUCACGCUCAGCUGGCUGGCCACUGACAAAUGUGUGAAGGCAAGGCGUCGUCACAGACCACCACCGCCUGCUCCUAUCUAUGAGGAAAUGACCAGGAAGCAGCAGAGCGCUGGAAUCCCUCAAAAUAGCCCAGAGGCCCACUCACACCUGGAGGAAGUCAACUUCCCCGUGUACGCCAACCCCAACAUCCGACAGCCACAGGACAACUACUACGCCUGUCCCAGACAGCUCGCCCUCAGAGCCUGACGUGACUUCUGGCAUCGCACUAAUGGUGCAGCAAACAUUUUACAGGAAAUGACACCAGCUCUGCCGCAGAGAUCUGAUAUGAAAGAGAGAGGUGACUUCUCAGCCAGGAAAUGAGAAAGAUCUCAGUUUGGUGGAGCCGAGCGGAGGUGCAAAGACAAACACCAAAUGACACUUUUUUUUUACAGCCAAGAAAAAAAUGCUAUUUUAUUAAUAUUUGAAAGAAGCUCCAUAGUUCAUGAAAACAUUUGUUUCGGUGCAUGUCAUUUAACAAUCACAUUCUAUGAGGAGAAAGAGAUAUACAGAGAGAAAAAAUAAAACAUUACAAGCCACUGACUUUUCAUUAAAUCUCAGUACAGACAUUUUUACUUAAUAUUUCAAAAACAAACAAAAAAAAAAGGCAAAAGAAAGAAAAAACAAAGCAGCCCUAAUCCCAUAACUCCCACCCCGCCCUCAAAACAAAAAACUUUAACAACUGAGAAAAAACCCUUGAGGGUGACAGGCUAGAAUCCCACAGUGCUAAAGAGUGAGACGCUCAUUGGUUUUUAGGAAUACACAGCAUGGCGAAGGAAGCUGGAGGCGGAGGGCUCACCUCUCCGCCCUCCCGCACCCCCUUAAAAAAAACUAAAAACCAAAAAAAACCCAACACAUUGGAUCCCAAAAACCCCUGCAAUAGAUCAGCCACUUAGAAGUAGGCCAUAAAAUCCCCAUCUUCCACCCCCUCCCCCCAAACACUUGUGCAUAGUUUCAUGAUCCUUUACAACCAGCUCAUGUUUUACAAACAUCCUCCAAAGUGUGAAAAAUGCUCCACAAAAGUCUGAUUCAUCUAGUAAUAAUACCCGCUGUGGGAGAAUGAGAGAGAGAAAGAGAGAAAGAGGAAAGAAAGAGUAAUGCACAAUGUUCCUGAUUCAGUCAGGACGGGACCUCAUUAAGAAAACACAAUAAAGAUUUAAACAUACAGCAUUUUGCAUGUUAUUCACUGUCUUUCUUUUUUUUUUUGAACAAUCAAAAUCAUUGACCUUUUUUUGUUUUUAAAUGUAAAGCAAUUUUAAUAUAUAGAUUUAUAUAUAAAGCACUCCAUUUUCAUUUAAAGUCCAUUAUUUGGUUAUUAUGUAACUGCUACGGAUUUAGAAACAAAAGGUAUUUUCUCUUCUUCUGAAAUCCAUAACUUUCAGUGCUUAGAAUUGUUUCUUUUAAAUCAUCCUUUUUUUGUCUUUUUCUUUUUUUUAACUCAUCAUAAAAAUGUACAUUAAAAUGGCGUGGAGUUGGUACUCUGGAACCCUGGCCUUCCUGAGACAAGAUCCACUUUUUCGUGUGUGUGCAAGAUAGUGAGCAAUUAUGUCUUUUUUUUUUCUUAUCUUUUUUUUCUGUUUUUUUUUAUAUAAAGGAAAAAAUAUAUAUGAUCAACAUAAAACAUACAGGCUUCAGAUAGUCCAUGAAAUCAACAUUAACACAGAACAAAGAAAGGUUAAACAGAACAAGACAACACUGUUCAAUCCCAGAGUUCUGAAAGUAGCACAAGAAAUCUUCAUUCUUUGAAGUGUUGCACGUUUUUGUUUUUUUGUUGUUUUUUUUUUAAAAAUGGAAGCAUUUGUCCUUUUUUUUUUUUUUUAAAUCUUUUUCCAACAUUCCCAUGGUUUAAUUCCUUUGUGUUGCUGAUUUUUUUUGAACUCCAGAAAUAAACAAAGUGUUUGUAAACUGUCAGUGGCCUUGCAGGAAAACAAAUGACAACAUGAGUGAAUUGAACAUAAGUGAAAACAGAACGAAAGCUAACAAACCAAAAAGGUAGGCACCUCUGAAGUGAGCCCUAGAAGCCAAGGCUCAGUCUGAUGUCUUGUCCUUCACUCUCUCUGUUGCUCAGAUUUGGGAGAGCUAUAGUCCUUCUACCCCAAUCUAUGGCCACAGGUCUGCAAAAUACUUUUUUUGCUGCAUUUUUUUGUAUACAUAUGUGAUUUUUUUUUCAGGUUUUCUUGGGUUUUUUUUUCAGGUUUAUAGUCCGAAAAAUGGUGCAAUACUCAAUUAUGAUCCAUACUUUCUUGGAUUAUUCCACAAUGAAAGCCACUAAGGUAGAUAAACAUUACAUUUUUAAAAACACACUUAUUUUUAGUCCUUGAGUAAACAUUUACACAUGAACUGUCCCCGUCUCCCCUCAGUACUUGUAUCAUGUUGUUCGUUUAGCUGGAUGAGGGGUGAGGCCGACACUCAGUGCAACGCUAGAGGCUAGUAACAAUUAACAUCAGAAUAUAUUUUUGACAAGCAAAAAGAAAAAAAAAAAUUAAAACAACAACAAAAGUAUACUGAAUUGAAAAAGAAACACAAGGCGGAGGUUCCUCCGCUGUAAUCA